AUGUAGUACUCUCAGACUGUCGGACGAGAACCUAAAAUAAAUGUAAAUGUAAAUAAAUAAAUGUAAAAUAAAUAUACAUAUAAAUGUAAAUGUAUGUUUUAUUAGAGAAAUAAAGAUCGUGUACAGAAGCGGUGAAUAAGAUUAAGUGGUACAAUAUGCAAGCAAAUAUGCAACGAGCAAAAAAGUUUACUACUUCUGAAAAGAAUGAUUUAUUAGAUAUCAUUUUUUUAUAUUGUCAUGUACUUGAAAAUAAAGUAACCGAUAAUAUAACUAAUCUAAAGAAAGAUGAAGCAUGGACCAAUAUUACAAUUGAAUAUAACAAAAAUAGAACAACUAUACGAUCAGAAAAAAAUUUACGACUUUGUUGGGAUAACAUUAAAAGAGAUACAAGAAAAUACUAUGCAACAUUAAAACGCGAAACUUAUAAAACAGGUGGAGGAGUACUCACUUUAGAAAAAAAUCCUAUAUUCGAGCGAGCGAAGGAAAUUUUAGGUGAUACAACAGUAUCAGGCUUAGCUAAUCCUUUUGAUUCUGAUUAUGUUGACACUAUCGGUACUGUUGAUAACAAAUUACAAGAGAACACUGUUAUUGACCUACAAGACGAAGAUAAUGAAAAUGAUCCACAAGAGAUAUUUUCAUAUUUAGUUGAAAAUAAAGAAAUUAAUGAAUGGAAAUCUUGGAAUAUUAAAAAAUUAAAAUCGCAAAAAAGUUUUCCGCUUCAAGAUCAGCAUUCAGCCACGACGUCGAAAAAUGUCAAAAAAAUCAAACUCGAAAACAAUACUGAAAUAUUAUAUGAGGCUAAACUUAAAUUACUACAUACAUUACAAACAAAUGAAAAAGAAAAAAAGGAUUAUGAAAUCGACUUACUAAAAGCUAAACUUGAAAAAGAAAAAUUGUGA
Molecule: messenger RNA, 899 nt
Organism: Trachymyrmex cornetzi
Lineage: Eukaryota; Metazoa; Arthropoda; Insecta; Hymenoptera; Formicidae
Exons: 5
Coding region: 156-899 (247 amino acids)
Source: RefSeq, a predicted model, not a curated record